Messenger RNA from Didymosphaeria variabile, 600 nucleotides. RefSeq lists its product as uncharacterized. The coding region runs from base 1 to 600 and encodes 199 amino acids. Gene Ontology annotation, molecular function: pectate lyase activity. The transcript has 2 exons. Lineage: Eukaryota; Fungi; Ascomycota; Dothideomycetes; Pleosporales; Didymosphaeriaceae. The record is from RefSeq and is a predicted model, not a curated record.
AUGUUCUGGAUUGAUCAUGUAUCUACGUCACUCAUCGGUCGACAGCACAUUGUUCUGGGCACCAGUGCUAGCAAUCGUGUAACGAUUUCGAACUGCGAUAUUGAUGGCACAACUUCAUGGUCGACAAACUGCGAUAGCUACCACUACUGGAAUGUCCUGUUCCUGGGAUCCCAGGACUUGGUCACUUUCAAGAACAACUACAUUCACCACUUCUCAGGCCGCGCUCCCAAGGUUGGUGGCAACACCCUUGCCCAUGUGGUGAACAACUACUUCUAUCAAACCGAUAGCUCAGGACAUGCUUUCGAGAUUGAUUCCGGCGGCAUGGUUCUAGCUGAAGGGAAUGUUUUCCAGAACGUAGUCAAUGUGGUGACUUCGCCCGUCGGAGGCCAAGCUUUCACGAGCCCCGACAGUUCGAGCAAUGCCGCUUGCUCGUCUUAUCUCGGCCGCGCCUGCGUCGUUAACGCCUUUGGGAGUUCCGGCGCUUUCAACAUCAAAGACACGGGUUUCCUUACUAACUUCUCGGGUAAGAACAUCGCUUCUGCUUCCAGCGCUACCGACGCAAAGAACGUAGUGAACACUGCUGGUUACGGGAAGAUCUAA